AUGGGUCACUGGAUUUUAUCGAACAUACCAUGGAGGUCUUUGCUAGUGUAUGUUGCAAUUCUUCGCUUUAAGCGACUUAACAACGAAGUGUAUAUUCAAUUAGGACAUACUUUUUUUAUAUUUUAUGUUUUGUAUAUUUUUACCAGUCUUCAUCACAAGUUUGAAGCAAUUAUUAGAAAUAUUAUUAUACCAGAAUUCAUAGAUAAAAGACCAUUUAGAGAGAUUAAUUCUACAAGGAGAGAAGUGAUCUUAAAAGAAAUUUUAGCUAAUGUUAACAAUUCUGUUAACUUUAGAUUGGGGACGAAUUAUUCAUUUACAGAUACUAUUGAUUUAGUGAUGAAAUAUAAUGAGUGCAUGAGCACAUUUGUACGUGGGUUUGAAAAUGCUUGUGAGGAAUUACCAGACAAGGAGAUUAAAGGGUGGGAUAAAAUUAUGUUAGUGGCCAAGAACAUGGAAGAAGAAGAUAUGGAAUAUGCUAUAAACACCGCUUAUUCGAAUGAUCUUAUACAAAAAUACUGCAGACGAACUUCUGCCCCUAAUUCCGUCUUAAAUGAACGAAUGGAUGUCAUACUGAAGAGUGGUCUGGGCCACAACAAGCCAUCAUAG
Messenger RNA from Debaryomyces hansenii CBS767, 606 nucleotides. Its product is annotated as DEHA2E23254p. The transcript has a single exon. Lineage: Eukaryota; Fungi; Ascomycota; Pichiomycetes; Serinales; Debaryomycetaceae. The record is from RefSeq and is a predicted model, not a curated record. Bases 1 to 606 code for a protein of 201 amino acids.